Diorhabda sublineata is the source of this 7359-nucleotide messenger RNA. RefSeq lists its product as uncharacterized. The transcript has 4 exons. Bases 342 to 1034 code for a protein of 230 amino acids. Lineage: Eukaryota; Metazoa; Arthropoda; Insecta; Coleoptera; Chrysomelidae. Gene Ontology annotation, molecular function: transcription coactivator binding. Gene Ontology annotation, biological process: negative regulation of DNA-templated transcription. The record is from RefSeq and is a predicted model, not a curated record.
AUUCAAGUAGUGGAAUUGAUUCAUUAUGGUGUCAUUAAAAUACUAAGAAUGUUGUUUGUUUUUUUUUACAAAAAUAAUGAUUCCAGUUUGGUUUUUAUUUAAUUGUAACACGGAUUUUGUAAUUGAGAAGUUUCCCAAUAGGUGGCCAAAGUAAAUAUUUGACAUUCCAUGCAUACCAAACUCACAGGUUCGACCGAAAUGUCAAAUUCUUUUAACAGUUUUACUUGUUAGUGAGUUUUAUUGAGAAAAACAAUUUAAAUAUCGGUGUACGAUCAUUCCACAUAUAGUGAUAUCAACAUAAAGGAUUUACAAAAAUAUAGGAAAAAUAUAAGAUAAACGACAUGGAGAGUGGGGAAUCUCCUCUGGAAGUUUUAUCCAGAGCGGCGACUAUGGUUCAGGAAAAUCAACAUUUAGGAGUUUCCGACGAUUCCACUAAACCUUAUACAAAACACACAACCAAAUGGAAGCGAGAGAGGCGACCUAGACCACCAGAAUAUCCUCGAAAAACAUCAGAUCCCAAAUACACCGAAUUCAUUGCGGAUUCUCCUUGCCCAGUGUCUGGGGAAAACAACGGAAUUUCAACGUCGGAUACGCCAUUGGAUAUGAGCGUGAGACAGCGUGGACUACCACCUUCUUAUGCUCAAACUAUUAAUAAUCCGGGCUAUAGAUCCAGUUAUAGACCUUCCGUUAUACAUAAUGGAGUCCCACCACCGCCACAACAAAGGGAAGAACUACCGUCAGGUAUAUCUAUGUGUGAUCCGAUUAUAGACGAACAUUUCCGAAGGUCAUUGGGUAAUGACUACCACAUCGUUUUCCAAAAUAACAAUUCUUCCAAAGAUAAAGAUAAUUCACCACCUAAGACGCCUCCGGCAGUAACAACAACUACCAGCGUUAUCGAACUCAUGGAUGGUACAGGAUUGUCUGUAGACGAACAUUUUGCCAAAGCACUUGGUGACACUUGGACUAAACUAAAUAGUAGGAAAGAGUCUGAAAUACAAAAUGGUACUAGCGAAAAUGGAUUGGUUUCUACUUAAAUCUUAUAUGUAUAUGGAAUGUUCAAACAAGGAAAAUUUUGAAAACACAUUAUAUAUGAACGAAUUGUAUUUAUGUGUGAAAAAAAUUUAUACGGGAAAUUUCAUUACGCCCAUUUAUGUGUAUUAGUAGAAGCCUAUUUACAGAAUGGCGUAGAAAAGUUAUUAAAAGUAUAUUAAUUUAUUUUUUAUGCACGUCCCUUAUAAUUUUUUAUUGGGAGGAUGUUUAUUCAGAAAAUCAUUAGAAUUUUUGACAAAAUAUAGAUGUACUAUGUAUAUAUAGUGAUAAGGUUUUUCUUCAUAUUAGAUAAUAUUCAAAAUCAUAAUUUCUAAUUUAUUUUAGCCAAUUUUCCAAAAUAGUUUUUCCGAUUCAUAAUUCUGUCUCUACCGAAUCCUACCCACUCAUCUCACCCAUACUCAUGGUCUUGGUCGAUUAUUAAUUUUUCUUAAUGGACUCUGCCAGGAGAUCUGAUGGAUAUGUGGGACUCCCGUAUCGUACUCACUAAAUCGCCAAGUUAAGAAACAUAAUCUUUCAAUUGCUUUUAUUAUUUAAUGGACUAAAAUUGAUUUUAAAAUAGUAAUACUGGUAUCACUGCCAGGGGCAUAUCUUAACUAAUAUGAAUUCAAAUUAUUUUUUAAUGCUUAGAAUUUUCCUAUAUAUGUCAUAAAAAAAAUUACUUCAAUCAGUGACGGAUCUAGAACCUUAACAAGGGGUGCUAAACUGGGGUAUGGAGCAAGAGAGUGUGAAAUACAUCAUAUAUUAGGACCUUGAAACUUGUAAAUGUUCGAAGGAUUAUCAAAUACAUCAAAUAUUAGAACCUUGAAAGCUGUAAAUGUCCGAAGGACCAUCAAAUAUAUUAUAUAUUAGGGCCUUGAAAAUUGUAAAUGUUCGAAGGUCCAUUAAAGUAUGAAAUACAUGAUAUAUUAGGGCUAUAAAUGUGGUAAAUGUUUGAAGGAUCAUCAAAUACAUUUAUUAGGAGUUGAUUGUUGUAAAUGUUGGAAGGACUAUCAAAUACAUCAUAUAUUAGGUCCUUGAAUGUUGUAAAUAGUCAAGGACCUUCAAAUAAAGAAAUGUUUGUUUUUUAUGUGUUCAAUUAUAAUUAACAAUAUUUAAUCAGUAUUAACAAAAGCUGGUUCGAAUGUCAAUUGUCACUUAUAUUUCACAGAAUAAAUCAGAUCAGGGCUACCCAACCUUAAAACACAGAGUUGUAUAAUUGUAAGGUUGGUUGCCUAAUGUAUUAAACGGCUGGGGACAACAGUAUUGCAAAUCUAUCAACUUUUUUCAUUAUCUUUGUCAUUAUUUAUUGGCACAAUCUAAAAUCUAAAUAGAAGGAAAAGAGAAGGGAUGAUCGAUAUUUGACAAGACAAGCAUCGAUGAAUCGAUGUAUAUCGAUUAAAAAUCAUCGAUGUAUCUAAAACAUCGAUAUUUUUGGUAGAAAACAAUUGAAAUUUUUUAUGAAAUGUAUCUUUAUUUAUAUACGUAUCUGGAACAAAAAAUUAGCAGUCUCAGUAUCGUUUUUUGUUAAAUAGUAUUGAACUCCAGGUACAUCAGCAUUAAAACUUGAAAAUUUACUUUGUCACUUUCUCCUGUAUACCCACGUUAGAUUAUAUCAAUUUGAUAAUGUACUAUUGAUUUAAACUAUGUUAUUUCAACCUUUUAAAAAUGAUCAAAUUAUUUCAGAUUCAAUGGUGCUGUACUCUAUCGAAUGCCUUCUCAAAAUCCAAGUAUACAAUAGUUAGUUUGUAUGUUGAGGUUAUGUCCAUUUAUCCACAUAAAUAGGUUAACGAGUGUAGACUUUUGGCUAGAAGCUUUGACGUUGUCAAGAAAGGACGUGAGCUCCUGAAUAAUUAUUUUAUCAUAUCUUUGAACAAAUUGGAAGGCCGGCUAAUAGAUUAAUAGUUGCUGGGUGCUUAUUUUUGGAAAUGAAAUAUUUAAUUUAGUAUUAAUUAAUUUUUAUAUUAUUAAUAUCGACUCAAGUAUUGAUUGGGAAUUAAUUUAAAAUUACUAUUUUAUCACUAUAUAUACAGAACGCUUACUUGAGUUGUCUUUUGUGAUUAUAAAAUAGUUUUUUUUAGUAUUUAAAUAGUUCCUAUAAAUUUCAUUGGUUACGAUGGCUUUUCAGAAUAUUAUGUUUUAUUUUUUCAAUUAUACAAAUUUGUUGUCAUCGUAUUUUAUACUUAUAUAUAUAGUUAUGUCAAUGAAUAAGACACAGCUACGAUUUUUUUUAUAUUCUGAUAAGAUAUAAGGUGAAUGAUGUUAUAUAAACAAUAUCUAUGUUAUUAAAGUAGAAAAAAUAUUUGUAAUAUUAUAUUCAUUGUAAACGAAAAAAAAAAUACAAAUUAUGAUAUUUUUUAUAUUACCACUGAAAAUUUUAUGGAAUGUGAUAAUUAUAGCGAUGUAGAACUUGGAACAUAUACAGAAAGUCAAAAGGAGCAGUGAAGUUAGUACCAUAUCGAAACCAUUCUCGCAUUCGAAAGGUUUGAGACAAAGCUGCAGUUUAUCACUAACAUUAUUUAAAAUAUACAUUCAGGAAGCUCUGAGUAGUUGGAGAAUUAAAAUUGCGAGAAAGGGAAUUGAGAUGAGGAUAAGUACCUAACAACUCUAUUUUUUGCAAAUGAACAAGUUGUUAUAGCUUACAACGAGGACGAUGCUGAGAAAAUUGGACGACGAAUAUGCAAAAUGGAAUUUGAAUAUAAAUCUCUGUCGGUAGGAAGUACACCAUACUGCAAAUAAAUAGGGCAAGACGAUGUAGACAAUUCAAAUACCUGGGUAUUAGGUUUAAAUGUGCGUUGUAUAGAGUGUGUUAAAUAAAAUUAUUUAUUGGAACAAAAUGACUACAAUAAUUCUUUAUAAUAAUAACUAAAAACUUAAUUCACUCUGUCGACCAUGCUUUCGACACCACCUUCAGUCUAUCUACUCAGCUUCCCGCUCUCUUCUUCUUUUUUGUAUAUGAAACACAUUUUUCAGGUUUGACCACAGAACUAUAUUGUUUGUCAAUAUUAACACUGGGAAACAUAAUUUUGGAAGAUGGAACAACAGAAGAAGAUGUAGAGAAUAACCAAAGAGACUAUGGGAAUGGACUAUUUGAAAGGAUCGUGCAGAAUAUCCAGAACAUAUCAUAUAUGACGAAGAACAGGUCAAGUAUACACGACUUGAGAGAGAAUACAGACUAAACAACUGCUCUGGUACGGACAUUUGAUGAAGAUGGAGCUGAACAGGUGGCCGAUGUAUCAACCGCAGUAUAGGAGAAGACGAGGAAGACUCUCAAGGACCUUAAAACAGACCAUGAAAGACAUAGCUAUCUAGGAUUCUAACUGUUGUUAAGGCCUCCAAUAGCUCUGUGCCCAUAAUAUUUUUCUUUGAAAAACAAGAUCCUAUACUGAUUAAACCUAAUUUUUGUGAAACGUUACAAGAAACGGAAGCUCUCAUUCCCAAUAUUUGUUGUUGCCAAUGUUGCCAGUAGUUGCGGCAAAAUCGUAAAAAUUGUGUCGCCCUUUAUCUUGAACACGGAUGGCGUUACGAAAAUUUUUUACUGAGCAAACUACAAAUAUUUUUCAGUUUUGUAUCUAUCCUAGAGGCGGUAUCACCUUUUUUUGAAACAACCUCUAUAAUUUAUAAUUAUUUUUGAAAGUAUUUUUUUUCUGCAUUUAUAUAAAAGAUAAAUUAUAUAAAUUGUUAACCUUCAUCUCAAAGUUUUCUUAUUUUAAAUAAAAAAAAAAAAAAUAUCAAAAUUAAUAAAAAUCAUUAGAAUCGUAGCUGGUCCUGAAGAUUUCCGAGAACAGAAUUUUAUUGACGUGAUUAAGAUAAAAAUAUAUAUUAGUUAAGAAUUAUAUAAACACUGUUUACUACUACCAUUUAUUCAAUGAUUAAUUAUCAAUUCUCGGGAUUUAGUAGUUACCCAUUUUGAUAUUUAAAAAACAAAUUUAAUAAGAAAAAAAAACUAUGAUGCAUACAAAGCGUGAAGUAAAUUGAUAUUACGGGGGUAUUAUAAAUAAUACUAAAAAUUAUUUUUUUGUAAACUUCCGGUUGCUAUAAUAAUUUGCAGUGAUUUUAAAUUGCAUCAGAUGACACAAAGAAGUAUGUAAAAUGCAUCUAUCGCUUGCAAGGUAUCUGUAACUUCUAAAACUAAUAAUUUUUUAUUAAUGUUUUGUUUUGAAUUUUGAUAAAACAAUGUAAUAGGUUAGGUUAGGGAAAUUUCUCCUGUAUGUUAUCAACUACUCGCAAAUUAUUUCGAUUGAUGAAGAUGCUACCUGCAUCUCUAAAGAUUAUUAGAAUUAUUCGAGUGCAAUUAACUCCAUUAAAUUUCAAGUAGAAACUGUUAUUUUUGUUGUAAGAUAAUUUACUAAAAACAUAGUAGAAUUACUUAAAUGAGAUUAAAAGAGAAAAAAAAUCGAAUGGGUCUUCGUUGGUUUCUUCAACCUCGAAAUCGCUGAUAAUCUCUUGAGAUCUGUCAUCAGUUGGCCAGUCACAAGUUUCUUCGGAAAAUCCCCGAUGCUCAUCUGAAAUGUAGGCUCUCAGUUUUUUAAUAUCUUCCAUCUUUGCAGUUUUUAUUGGCACCGACCUUGGUAAGCUUAACUGAAGAUGAGGAGAGAGUAUCUACUUUUGUCUUAGGUAGCAAAAAGUUGUGUCGAAUAAUAUUAUUUAUUGUAGGGUGGGCUUUAACAUAUCCUUUCAACUUAAAUUCAUAAACGAACAUAAAGAGAGGACUAAUCUGAAAGUACAUUUUAUCCUUCUUAUCUGUUUUUUUCCCUUUUGCUUCUUGUGAUAUACACGAUUUUUUGUAAAAUCUAUUUUGCCAUUUCUUAUAAUCUAAAACCAUCUCAGAUGAUGUAACCUCAUGAAUAGUGAACUUAUUAAACCGUGAUGAGUUCAGCAAAAUUAUGUCAGUUAUUUCAUGAACCAUCAAAAAUGCGGUCAUGUUUCUUCAAAGCCUUGGAUAUUAUUUCGAAAUCCCUGUCACACCGGAGGAAACUGUGGCUGCGAACCUUCUGGAAACGACCUGAUUCUGUCAGGUAUAAGCAGACCCUUAACAUCGCUUGGUUUUUGUUUUGGCCCGAACAGUUAUCACUGAACUGGCUUGGUACUGAUAUUCAUUAAGAAAAGAGAAAAAUGCUGAUUUGACCCAUUUCCAUUCAUGAUAAAAUCGCUCUUUUAACAAAAAUCGAUUUAUUCUGAUGUUUUAGACUACAAAACCACCAAAACCUGAAAAUUGAAAAAAAAAUGGAUUUACGCCCGUUUAAAAACAAAUAAAUUCAAUUAUUAUGUUUGGAAAUUCAACACUUUUAUGACAGAUAAAUUUUGAACAUAAACUUUAGGUUGGAAAUAGACCAAAUAAAUAUUGCUCACAAAGUAUCAUGAGGAGACUAUAGAAAGCGAAUAUGGUAACCCAAAAGGACCAUAUAGAGUUCUAGUUCUUUUUUUUAGUAUUCUAUUCCACGAUUUCAUCGAUGUUGUUUUCCAUAGUUCACUUUCAUUCCAGUCCACUAAUGUCAGGUCUCCUACCAUCGCGUGUCCAAUGUAUGUUUCCUAUCUUAGAGUUGGAGGCUUCCAUUCCACUUUUAUUUUGGCUACCAAUGUUCUGGUAUUCCUUGGACAUGAAUCCAAUAUAAUGUUACGUUAUUAUUGAGCAUUCUAUUUUCAUUAUGCAGUUUUAUCAGUUCUUGUGACGUAAACACACCUUAUAUAAUCCAAUGCUACGGUUAUUUAUUGUUUCUUUUUGCUGUUUCCAUUGGCCAUACUCCUACCCCAUAUCUUCGGUAUUUCCUUUAGUUAGAGUGCUGUUCCAUACAAGUCCAGUGCUUUUGUAGCUUUUUUCUAAAAUGUAAAACUAUGCCGUAUAAGCGUCUACAUUGACAACGCAGCAUACCUUUUAUUUGGCAACAUCUACUUUGAUAUUCUGCGGUUGUUCAACGUACACAAUGUGUAUAUCAAUCGUCUAUUGUUGUACAAUGUUUGUUUGGGUCACUUCCACCAUCAUUAGAUUGGGGAUUAAUUUGCUUCAACAGUUUUUCCCAAUCUUAUCAACAUAGAAAAAUAUCUGGUUACCUAAUUUUCACUUAUAUCUUCAUUUUAUUAAAGGAAACGGGAAAAUACGAUCGAUAAGUAGUUUUAUACCAUAUUUAGUAAACUUACAUUUUUUUUUGUUAUAUCUGUAUAUAGUUUUCAGCUGUAUAUAUUGACCAUUAGAUUAUAUGUUUAUGAAAAGUGUGCCAAAUUACCUUUCAAGGAUCUUUGGCACACAAAAUAUUUUUUGUUAAUUACGAUUAUGCUAAAUCAAUGAAACAAUGUUAUUUAAUGUAUUCAAUCUAAUAAAUUAUUUUUAAUUUU